AGGUGUCCAGGCUGAGACAGGGGUAAUGCCAGCGCGAGCCCUAGAUGGUGUGAGGCCCUCCCAGAGCCAGGAAAUGGCUACAGCCAUGGAGCCAGAGGACCAGGAUCUUUGGGAAGAAGAGGGAAUUCUGAUGGUAAAACUGGAAGAUGACUUCACCUGUAGGCCAGAGUCUGUCACACAGAGGGACGACCCUGUGCUGGAGACCUCUCACCAGAACUUCCGGCGCUUCCGCUACCAGGAAGCAGCAAGCCCUCGAGAAGCUCUCAUCAGACUUCGAGAACUGUGUCAUCAGUGGCUGAGGCCAGAGAGGCGGACAAAGGAGCAGAUCCUAGAGCUGCUUGUGCUGGAACAAUUCCUUACUGUCCUGCCUGGAGAACUGCAGAGCUGGGUGCGCGGCCAACGACCAGAGAGCGGCGAGGAGGCGGUGACGCUGGUGGAGGGUUUGCAGAAACAACCCAGGAGACCAAGGCGGUGGGCAGCUUCUCUGAAAAUAAGCCCUGAUGACAACCAGGAACUUCCUCCUGACUCCGUGGUGACUGGCAGUUGGAAUCAUUCCCAGGUGACUGUCCACGUUCACGGCCAGGAAGUCCUGUCAGAGGAGACAGUGCACUUAGGAGCAGAGCUCGAGUCACCUCAUGAGCCACAGGGUGCUGCACAGGCCUCGACCCCCGAGCAGUCCCAGGAGGAAAGCACACAAAGCCCAGAUCUGGGGGCACCAGAAGACCAGAGCCCAUGUCCUGAAGAGGAGCUGCCACCCCUGCAGGAGAGCGAGACUCCAGCGCCUCAGGACCCAGACCUUCCUGCAGAGAGGAGCUCUGGAGGCUCUGAGAUGGUUGCCCUUCUCGCUGCUCUGUCACAGGGACUGGUAACUUUCAAGGAUGUGGCUGUAUGUUUCUCCCAGGACCAGUGGAGUGAUCUAGAUCCAACACAGAAAGAAUUCUAUGGAGAAUAUGUCUUAGAAGAAGACUGUGGAAUUGUGGUCUCUCUGUCAUUUCCAAUCCCCAGACUAGAUGAGAACUCCCAGGUUAGAGAGGAAGAGCCUUGGGUCCCAGAUAUCCAAGAGCCUCAAGAGCCUUCAGAGCCAGAAAUCCUGAGUUUUACCUACACAGGAGAUAGGAGUGAGGAUGAGGAAGAGUAUCUUGAGCAAGAAGAUCUGAAUUUGGAGGAUAUACACAGGUCUAUUUUGGGAGAUCCGGAAAUUCACCAGACUCCAGAUUGGGAAAUAGUCUUUGAGGAUAACCCAGGUAGACUUAAUGAAAGAAGAUUUGGUACCAAUAUUUCUCAAGUGAAUAGUUUCAUGAGUCUUCGGGAAACCACGCCUAUUCGAUCCCUCUUAGGGAGACAUCACAACUGUACUGUAUGUGGAAAAAGCUUCACUUGUAACUCCCACCUUGUUAGACACCUGAGAACUCACACGGGAGAGAAACCCUAUAAAUGUAUGGAGUGUGGGAAAAGUUACACGCGGAGCUCCCAUCUUGCCAGGCACCAAAAGGUUCACAAGAUGAUCACUCCUUACAAAUGUCCCCUAAACCGGAAGAAUUUGGAUGAGACCUCCCCUCUGACCCAGGCUAAGAGAACUCCACCUGUUCAGAAGCCCUAUGGUUGUGACGACUGUGGAAAACACUUCCGCUGGACUUCAGACCUUGUCAGGCAUCAGAGGACACAUACAGGAGAAAAACCCUUCUUCUGUACUAUUUGUGGCAAAAGCUUCAGCCAGAAAUCUGUGCUAACAACACACCAAAGAAUCCACCUUGGAGGCAAACCUUACUUGUGUGGAGAGUGUGGCAAGGACUUCAGUGACCACAGGCGGUAUGUGGCACACCGGAAGACACACGCAGCUGAGGAGCUUUAUCUCUGCAGCGAGUGCGGGCGGUGCUUCAACCACAGCGCAGCAUUUGCCAAGCACCUGAGAGGACAUGCCUCGGUGAGGUCCUGCCGGUGCAGUGAAUGUGGAAAGAGCUUCAGUCGGAGGGACCACCUUGUCAGGCAUCAACGAACACACACUGGCGAGAAACCCUUCACAUGCCCUACCUGUGGAAAAAGCUUCAGCAGAGGCUAUCACUUAAUCAGACAUCAGAGGACCCACUCAGAAAAGACCUCCUAGCUAGGUCCCCAGUGAGGAGAUCUGCAUUCACCUCCCACCCAAGGAUGGGAUAGGAGAAGCCCUCUUGUCAGCCUGGGAAGACCUUUUCUAGGGAGUUUCCCUGGCCUGCCCAGAUCUCACAUCACCUCUUCCCAUAACUAAGUAAAAGCCUGGGUGGAACCUCUCAGCCCUCUUUUAUGCCUUGAGGAGAUGUUUUGCCCACCUGAAUUGAGGCUUCUUCAUCACUGGUGUGCUCCCGCCUCUACCUCAUGGGUGUAAAGCAGGAGCAUUAGGAGACUUAUGAGGUUUUGGUUAGUAUAUUUUCCAUAAAAUAGGCUGUUACGUAUCUGAAAGACUGCUUAGCAGCCUUGAGUAUACAGUGGCCAAGGGCAGCCCCUUAGGUCUAGUAAGGGACCAGCCUGAGGGGUUCUGUCCUUACUGGGCUCAGAUCUUAAAGCACAUAGCCCUGAAUUAGACAGGAGGUUUGCGUCCAGCUGGCUUUGCCACACCAUCACAGGAUACCUGUACAGACCCUCACUGUCUGAUUCACUCCUUCACCAGGCACUUCCUUUGAUACUGGGGAGAAAGGGUAGAAAUGUUUGAUGGCAAAAACCUCAAGGCUGCUUCCUGUGGACCUUGUCCAGCUGCUGCUUUCCCCAUUGUGAAAAUGAUACCAGGUGCAUGACACUGCUAGAAAAGAGGGCCUUGCCAGAAGCUUCUUUCUUUGUGGGUUUCGUUUGUAUUUCUCCUGUUGGAGUACUCAUGCCCAUAGCCUGCCUU
Molecule: messenger RNA, 2863 nt
Organism: Galeopterus variegatus (Sunda flying lemur)
Lineage: Eukaryota; Metazoa; Chordata; Mammalia; Dermoptera; Cynocephalidae
Product: zinc finger protein 202
Exons: 6
Coding region: 26-2104 (692 amino acids)
Biological process (GO): regulation of transcription by RNA polymerase II
Molecular function (GO): DNA-binding transcription factor activity; RNA polymerase II cis-regulatory region sequence-specific DNA binding
Source: RefSeq, a predicted model, not a curated record